This is a messenger RNA of Cucurbita maxima (winter squash), 1232 nucleotides long. Its product is annotated as mannose-P-dolichol utilization defect 1 protein homolog 2. Bases 123 to 830 code for a protein of 235 amino acids. The transcript is spliced from 8 exons. The record is from RefSeq and is a predicted model, not a curated record. NCBI's taxonomy places the organism in Eukaryota, Viridiplantae, Streptophyta, Magnoliopsida, Cucurbitales, Cucurbitaceae.
GGAAGCCAAGAAGCAAGCCGGCGGAUUGAUUUGGUGAUAAAGUCUUCGUUUUUAAGCGAAGGACCGUUUUGGCAUCAUCGCCUUCCUUCGUCAGCGUUGUGAUCUCAAAAACGCCGGCGGAGAUGGAGUUUUUUGGAAUGGACUUCAGUUGUGUUUUCGGAUCUCUAAGCGACGGCAAGUUCCCGGAGAAAAAUUGCUUGCUACCCCUCAUCUCUAAGCUCCUUGGCUAUUGCAUUGUCGCCGCUUCAACCACCGUCAAACUUCCUCAGAUAAUGAAGAUUUUGAAACAUCAGAGUGUCAGAGGACUUAGUGUUCUAUCCUUUGAGCUAGAAGUCGUCGGUUACACGAUUGCUCUGGCUUAUUGUGUCCACAAAGGCCUUCCAUUUUCAGCUUAUGGGGAACUGGCAUUUCUCUUGGUUCAAGCUAUAAUUUUGGUUGCCGUUAUUUACUAUUACUCUCAGCCUAUUGGUAUGACAACGUGGUUCAAGGCGUUACUAUAUUGUGCUCUAGCACCAACAGUUUUAGCCGGUCAAAUUAACCCUGUUCUCUUUGAAGCUCUAUACGCAUCUCAACAUGCAAUUUUUCUCUUCUCGAGGAUCCCACAAAUAUGGAAGAACUUUUCUAACAAAAGUACUGGGGAGCUUAGCUUUUUAACAUCCUUAAUGAACUUUGGAGGUUCUAUGGUGAGGGUUUUCACCAGCAUCCAAGAAAAAGCUCCAAACAGUGUUCUCUUGGGAUCGGCUCUUUCUAUUGCAACAAACGGUACCAUUUUGAGUCAGAUAGCUCUAUACCAGAAGAAGGAUGAAAAGAAAGGGAAGAAAACAGAUUAGAGGAUGAAGACUUGCAGUUGUGGCUUUGCCAUAUUGAAGAUUAAUGCUUGUAUGUAGUAAGUAAAGGUGAACAAAAGUCAACUGUCUUCAAAAGAAAGGUUUUGGACUCUCUACUUCGUGACAGUUUCUCAAGCUUAGUCUUUAGCUUGUUGAGCACAACUCCUCAAGAUAAUCAUUUUAUUACAAGAAGUCCAGAGUUCUUUUCUUUUCUUUUAAUAUAUAAUGGCACAUUGAUUGCUGGAGUCAUUCUAGGUUUUGAUUAUGAUCUCCGCCUGGUCACCUUCACCGAUAAGUCUAUGUAUGGGGUUGUAAAGGGGAAGGAGGUGAAAUGUACUUUGCACUAGAUUAUAGAUUUAUCUCGAUAUAUCUUUUUUUUUAAUCUCAGAAUGAUAUUUUUAUCUC